This is a messenger RNA of Homarus americanus (American lobster), 3487 nucleotides long. RefSeq names its product protein transport protein Sec23A-like (gene Sec23). Lineage: Eukaryota; Metazoa; Arthropoda; Malacostraca; Decapoda; Nephropidae. Bases 143 to 2848 code for a protein of 901 amino acids. Gene Ontology annotation, molecular function: GTPase activator activity; zinc ion binding. Gene Ontology annotation, cellular component: COPII vesicle coat; endoplasmic reticulum exit site. The record is from RefSeq and is a predicted model, not a curated record. Gene Ontology annotation, biological process: COPII-coated vesicle budding; intracellular protein transport; endoplasmic reticulum to Golgi vesicle-mediated transport. The transcript is spliced from 19 exons.
GUUGAUGUUGUCAGUGGCUACGUGGAACUGGUGCUGUAAAGGCCGCUGUCACCCGGGCUCUGCGGUCCAUCACUCAUUUAUCCUCCAGUAACCUCCUCUCUUACAUCUAAACACCCAGUGGUUCAUCAAAGGUUGCGACCUAAUGUCAUCUGGGUCCAUGAUGUAUGGAUAUCAGCAUCAAGCUGUUGCAGGCCAGCAAUAUCAGCAGGCUGGCCAGGACCAGUAUCAGCAGGCUGGCCAGGACCAGUAUCAGCAGGCUGGCCAGGACCAGUAUCAGCAGCAAGGCUACCAGCAACAAGGCUACCAGCCACAACAACAACUACAGCAACAACCACAACCACAACAGCAGGGUUACCAACCUCAAGCACAGCAGGGUUACCAGCUCCAGACACAGCAGGAAUAUCAACCACAGCAGCAGCAGUAUGGUCAACAGCAGUAUCAGCAGCAGGACCAGUAUGGGGCACAGCAAAUGCAGCAGCAACAGCAGCCACAACAGCAGCCACAGCAGCAACAGCAGCAAGCCUCAUUCCACGAAUUUAUUGAAUCACAAGAAAGCAAAGAGGGUGUUCGCUUUUCUUGGAAUGUUUGGCCGUCGAGUCGAAUUGAAGCCACCCGUAUGGUAGUGCCCGUGGCUUGUACAUACACCCCACUGAAGAAACGUGAUGAUUUACCCCCGAUCUGUUAUGAGCCACUGAAGUGUACACAGAUGCAGUGUGGAGCUAUUUUGAACCCUCUCUGUCAGGUUGACUUCCGCUCCAAGAUGUGGGUGUGUUGCUUCUGUUUCCAGCGUAACCCCUUCCCUAACACCUACGCCUCCAUCAGCGAGCAGAGUCAGCCGGCUGAACUCUUCCCUACCUAUUCCACCAUCGAGUACACCAUCAUGAGGCAGCAGAACAUGCCCCCAAUAUUCGUAUUUGUGGUGGACACGUGUGUGGAUGAAGAAGAGCUGGCGGCGCUCAAGGAGUCCAUCACCAUGUCCCUCUCCCUCAUGCCGGCCAAUGCCCUCGUCGGUCUCAUCACCUUUGGUCGUCAUGUUCACGUUCAUGUUUUGGCUAAUGAAGUGAUGAGGAAGCAGUAUGUUUUCCCUGGAGGGAAGGACCAGACAGCAAAGACAGUACAAGAGUACUUGGGAGUAGGACUUAAAACUACAACACAGUCCCAGAUGCCAGGUCAAGCUGCACCUGCCCCUCAGCCAGGUCAGAUGAACAACAGGUUCCUACAACCAGUUCAGGAGUGUGAGAUCAUGCUACAGGACAUCCUGGCAGACUUGCGCCGUGAUCCCUGGCCAGUUAUGACCGGCAGGCGUUCUUUACGAGCAUCAGGAGCAGCGCUGUCAAUUGCCAUUGGUCUGUUAGAGGCAUGUUAUCCAAAUACUGGUGCCCGGAUUUUGACUUUCCUUGGUGGUGCUUGUUCCUAUGGCCCGGGAAUGGUGGUUGAUGAUGAUCUACGUAAGCCUAUUCGGUCUCAUCACGACAUUGAAAAGGAUAGCUGUCAGUACAUGAAGAAGGCCAUCAAGUUCUAUGAAGCGCUGGCCACAAGGGUAUCUGAUAAUGGCCACAUUGUAGACUUGUAUUCAUGUGCCCUGGACCAAGUAGGGCUGCAUGAAAUGAAAUACUGUUGCAACAGCACAGGUGGUAACAUGGUGCUGGGCGACUCGUUUAACUCCUCUCUGUUCAGGACGACCUUCCAGCGCGUGUUUGCCCGCGAUGAGAAGAGUAACCUCGAGAUGGCCUUUAAUGCCACGAUGGAAGUCAAAACCUCAAGAGAACUGAAGAUCGCUGGAGCUUUAGGGCCCUGUGUGUCUGCUCAUGAGAAAGGCCCCAAUGUUGCGGAAAUGGAGAUUGGAAUAGGAAACACGACCAAAUGGAAGAUGUGUGGGUUGACGCCCAGUACGACAAUAUCAAUAUUCUUUGAAAUCGCCAACCAGCAAGGCUCGGACAUUCCUGGUGGGCGUGGACAUGUACAGUUCAUCACCAGAUACCAACAUCCAUCUGGUCAGACAAGAUGUAGAGUCACAACAGUUGCAAGGAAUUGGGCAGACCCACAGAAUGGCCAGCAUUUCAUAUCAAUUGGGUUUGAUCAAGAAGCAGCUGCAGUAUUGAUGGCCCGUUUAGCUGUCCAUCGAUCAGAAACUGAUCAAGAUGGAACUGAUGUUCUUCGUUGGGUAGAUCGCAUGCUCAUUCGAUUGUGUCAAAAGUUUGGAGAAUUUACGCCUAAUGAUCCCAACAGCUACAGAUUCCAGGAUAACUUUAGCCUGUACCCACAAUUUAUGUUCCAUCUCAGACGAUCACAGUUCCUGCAGGUGUUUAAUAACUCGCCAGAUGAAACGUCGUUCUACAGAUGCAUGUUGAACCGGGAGAGUGUGACAGAGUGCCUUACCAUGAUCCAGCCAGUAUUAUACAGCUACUCCUUCAACGGGAUCGACGCGGUCAUGCUGGAUACAUCGUCCAUACAGCCAGACCGCAUCUUGUUGCUCGACACUUUCUUCCUUGUUCUGAUUUUCUUGGGAGAGACAAUGGCAGCAUGGAAGAAAGAGGGUUACCAUGAACAAGAGGAAUAUUCAUCCUUCAAGGAGCUUCUACAGUCCCCGAUUGAUGACGCCCAAGAAAUCCUCGCGACAAGGUUCCCCAUCCCUAGAUACGUAGAGACAGAGCAAGGUGGCUCGCAGGCACGAUUUCUCCUGUCAAAGGUGAACCCCUCACAGACGCACAACAACGCCAUGUACGGAGGGUCUACGAUCCCAGAAAGCAAAUCAACGGACGGUGGAUCUCCUGUACUAACAGAUGAUGUCAGCUUGCAAGUCUUCAUGGAGCAUCUUAAGAAACUAGCAGUUACAUCCAAUGCUUAAACAACUCUCCCAUAGAAGACUUUCAAUUGUAGAGUAUUAUUUAUAUAGAUAGAGAAAUAUAUGAAGUACAGAUACAGAUAUUCAGUGGUGUGUAAGUAAGUAGUUCAUGUAUUAUGGAAGGCUCAAGAAUAACGUUGUUGACACGAUCGUUUACCACAAUGUUGACACCAUUAUUUACCUGAUUCUUUUAUAGGGAUUCAUAAAUUGUGUGUUAGUAUUGGGAAGUUGGAGUCAAGUCCAGUAGAUGGUAAGAGGCAGUUUGUGAUUGAAUUAGAAUUUAUAUUGUUAUAAUAAAAAUAAAUAUUGACAAAUUGUUUUCCUGUAAGUUUAAGCAACAGAUAGGAACUGAAAUAAAACUUUAAAUUGUUUACUAACAAUCAAGAUGUAGAUAAUCAUUACAGUACACCCCAAUUUAUUUUCUGUCUUCAUUCAGAUGUCAUCCUGUUUAUUUUGCUAUUUUAUUUCAUUAAUGGAAUUGAGUUUGAGGUCAAUAGUAAUUGUCAUCAGUAUCUAGGAGUCACCAUUCCAUAAUAUGUUGUAGUUGAAUGUGAAAACAACAACUAGAGGUUAAUAAUUGUCACACUAUUGGUCAUUGUGUAAAUUGUGUACUCUUGUAUUUUAUUAAAAUGUCCAUUAUUA